Peronospora farinosa is the source of this 1167-nucleotide messenger RNA. Lineage: Eukaryota; Oomycota; Peronosporomycetes; Peronosporales; Peronosporaceae. The record is from the annotation of a GenBank genome assembly.
AUGGCAGAUGCACUUCCUGUUAAGCCCAUGGCUACACCCACACCUAUAGUAGCACCUCUCGAGUGGCCUGAAAACAUGACGACCACUGAAGGCAUCGUCCUCGCCGUCCUGCCCUUUAUGGCACUCGUGCUGUGCUACGUCAUGCUUCGACUCGUGUGGCGUGUUCCCACGCCUCUUCCUGUCCGUUCAAAUGCGCCUUCCUACGGCGCUACUGGUGAAUCAUUGCGCCCCAUUACCGCCAAAAAAACGUCGCUGGUUGAAGAAGGAGAAGUGGCUGGAGACUAUGAGGAACACUGGUACAAUACCUUUGACAUUGCGUUCCUUGUAGGCAUGGCCAUUUAUGGCAGUGUAAUGCUGGUCUUAACCUUCUUUUACGAGCCCCAAUGGCUACUAGAAUCUCAUUUUUGGCUCAUGCAAUUGCCCAAACUCGUCGUCAUGAUGGUUGUGUCUCUUAUUGGAGGAAUCAUCUGUCGUUGUUUCUGUGAUGUUGACGAAAAGGGUUACAUUAUGACAAACAAGUCAUCGAAAUUCAAGGUCAAUUACACGAGGAAACUCCAGCAUUUUGCAGCGUACAUGGUGCCAUUGGUUAUCAAGUCGAACUACCAUGGCCCAAUUGCUCUGGCCUGGGGUGAUUUCUUUACAAUGCUCGGCUUCCUCGUUCUUAUCAAACCAAUUCGUGAACAUUCCAAGUUUUUUAUGCUGCAGUUCAAUUCCCUGGACCGUCCAGAAGACCGUCCUAACACGCUCAAGUGGAUCAUUGUAGGCAACAUUGCACCGGGCAUGUUCAUUCUCAUGUUCUUCAAGUGGCUCUUUGCUGCUCAAGGAGCACUGACGUUUAUUCUUGUGUUCAUUACGGGCAUUGGUGAUGGUCUAGCUGAGCCUGUGGGGAUCACGUGGGGACGCCACAAGUAUAAGACACGCAGCUGCUUUUCCAGGAACAAGUACACGCGUAGCUGGGAAGGCAGUGCGUGUGUUUUCCUGUCUGGUCUCGUCUUCCCUGCACUUCAGUACGCGGCUUUCGAUAAUUUCUGGCAAGUUUUGCUAUCCAUGUUGAUUUUGGCGCCGACAAUGGCGUACGCGGAGGCUACUGCUCCACACACGAUGGACACUCCCGUGUUAAUGAUCGGGUGCGGCGUCAUUCUGUAUGCGAUCGUGAACCUCGUUUAA